GUCUUAUACUGCACUCCAGUCUCGGCAUACAUUUCUGGAAACAUAGUUAUUCUCUACUGCACACAAUGGACUUCUCCGAGUACACCGGCCCCAGCGAGGAGUGGAUCGCCCUGGCGCGAGAGCUGCCCCCCGCGCCCGCGCUCUCAACCGAAGAACUCAGGGCCGUCACCAACAAGGGCCGGGAGGAUGUCUCAGCCAGGGAGAUGGUCGAGCAGGGCCUCCACUCCAAAGUCUCCCUACGCGACCACUCCAUCCCCACGCGCGACGGCGCCACCAUCCCAGGACGCAGCUAUCGUCCUGCAGGGGUAGACGCAUCUCAGUCUCUUCCCAUCUACAUCCAUCUACACGGCGGCGGAUUCCUAUUCGGGACUUUAGAUUCCGAAGACGCAGCGUGCGCACGCCUCGUCGCAACUCUGGCAGAACAGGGCGUCCCCAUCGUCGUGGUUAACGUCAACUACCGACAUGCUCCGGAACACAAAUACCCCGUUGCCUGGAAUGACACUGAAGAUGCCUUCCAUUGGGUGCACGACCAUCUCUCCGAGAUUGGCGGCGACGGCGAGAAUCUCGUCAUGGGAGGCGUGUCUGCCGGUGGUUGGUUAACGGCUUCAACGGCUAUCGCGCAAGCAACGGGGAAUGACAAAAGCCUUGCUGCGAGACCUAGGAUUAAGGGCCAGGUUUUGAUUAUCCCGGGCCUGGUGCAUUAUGACUGCUAUGAGGCGCAGGUGAAAAGGUUGCGGGAUCCGAGGGUGUCCAGCUGGGUGGAGAAUCGUGAUGCGCCGGUUAUUCCGUUUGAGCGGGUGCAGUUGUUCUUUGAGGCUCUCGGGCUGAAGGAGGCAAAGGGUCUUGAUGCUGAUUUGAGGUUGAAUCCCGGGAAUGUCAGUGCUGAGCAGGUCAAGGGAUUGCCGCCGGCGACGUUUGGGGUUGCAGGUAUGGAUCCUCUACGGGAUGAAGGAUUAUUGUUUGCGCAGUUGCUUGCUGAGAAUGGGGUCCCGACCAAGACGAAUGUCUUCAAGGGCGUGCCGCAUGGCUUCCGGCGAUAUGGGGAUCGGCUGUCGGCGUCGAAGAAGUGGGAUGAGACAAUAGUGGAGGGCAUCAAGUGGGCAUUGAGUAACCCUGCUGCUGGGCCUUUUGAGAUUAAUGCAUUUUAAAAUGGUUCCGAGAAUCUAGAGAUAGCCCGACCACCAUGGAUGUAUCACUUGUCACACCGGUACGCUACGGAAGUUAUAUAGAUCUAAUCCAGGAUUAUGCUUGCCGUGGUCAUUCUUGUUGCUAUAACAUAUGACAGCGGAGAGAUGCAAGUCGUUUCACACCAAGCGUGCUCAAAUGCAGAUAUAUAUAGGCCCAUGACUUUAGGUCUCUUUCCUUUGCUGUGCUGCC
Molecule: messenger RNA, 1377 nt
Organism: Aspergillus versicolor CBS 583.65
Lineage: Eukaryota; Fungi; Ascomycota; Eurotiomycetes; Eurotiales; Aspergillaceae
Product: alpha/beta hydrolase
Exons: 3
Coding region: 66-1148 (360 amino acids)
Molecular function (GO): hydrolase activity
Source: RefSeq, a predicted model, not a curated record